CCACCCAAAAAAAAAAUCUCUCCUUUUUCACUCCCUCACUGUGGUGCCCACUCUCCAACCCGCCCCCACUGCCUCCCGGCCUAUGCACUGCUGACCAUUCCAAGCAUUGUCGGUGCCUUUUGUUAACCGUUACGUUCCACUUCUCUCCUCUCUCUCUCUCUUUGCUACGCUACGCUCUUCUUGUGGCCUGCCUGCCAAAAAAUUGUGCCAUAUGUAUGGCCGAUGCCGAACAUUGCGAUGCUCUACGCAGAACGAGAAAAAAAGAGAGAGCAAAAGCUGGUGCAUGAGCGUGAGCGAGAGAGCUGACUUAAGGUUUUGGGUUUUGUGAGUGCUUGUGCUUUUUUUUUUGUUUCUGUUCUGUUUUUGUGCUGCUCGUUGUUGCUGCUGUUGGGCUCGACUGGAUGGCUGAUGGCUGAUGGCUGAACCCCGCCGCCUGAGAGAACGUAGUGCGCAGUCGCUGGGAAUUGUCGCCACCGCGGCCACAUUGGCUUCGUCAAGUUUGCCGGCUGCUGCCCAGAUACACACGACGGCAGCGCUGCCCAAUUCCAGCUGAACGAAGCCGUCGGCGUCGACGUCGACGCUCGGGGAUUGGCCAAUCAGAGUGCGGCCGUGUGUAUUAUAUAAGGCGCAGUGCUGCCAUUUUGUAGGGGUGGCCGCCAUGGCCACGCCUACGCCUGAUAAAUAAUGAAAACAUGUCCUCCCCAUUUGAAAAUAAACUCUGAAGUUAGCGAAACUCAUCAUAGAAUUCUUUAUCACAACACAACGCGCGCUUGUCUAGUUGUGAAAUCUGUUCGCUUGCGUUUAGUUUUCAGUUUUCGACAAUAGUUGAGCGCAGCGAGCGACACAGCGACAGACAAGACAGACGACAGACGACGUACACACAGACACAAAAACACAAACAUAUACAUACACACACGCACAUACGAACGAACAGCUGUGAGCAUACUCACACACACCCACACACACAUACAUACGCAUACACUGAAGCGCGACUCACUGAUAAACAGAGUAAAAGCAAAACUGCCAAAGCGGCAAAACGGCAAAACGGGCAGCAGCAACAACAACAACAACCACAACAACGACGACGACGACAAAAGCAAGAGCAAAACGCAACACUGCAAACUGCAAAAAAGAGAUAGAACGAGCUUUAAGCGCGGCUUAGCGACAGCUGAAGCGACGGCUGAAGCUCCAGCAAAGGCUUUUGGGCUCAGCGCGAAAGCGCGGCAUCUGCAAACGGUAAAUGUUAAACGGCAAACGGUAAACGACAAGCGGCAAACGGCAAACGGCAAAACGGUAAACAGUGCUUACGUAGUCAGCGUUCUCAACUCAGACCCUCACGUUGCCUUGCGUCGCGUUCACGUUCACGUUCACGUUGCUCGUUGUCUCGGUCAUGCGGUCAACAUCGGUCAUCGGUUAUCGGUUAUCGGCCAGACAAUUACGCACAAAUUAGAGUCAGUGAGCAGAAUUGUUUUACAAUUGUUAAACGCGCAUUUCGCUUUCUUGUGCUCCUUCUUAUUGUUGUCUCCUCUUUACCGUGCAAUUAUCACACACACUCACACACACACACACACACACACACACACACACACACACACACACACACACACACGUCACACACAAUCGCGCGCGUAUUUGGCGACGGCUUUUUUUGUUGUUGUUGCUUGGAGCCACGAAAAUUCCUAAACAAUUUUUUUCUUGUGCUUUUUUUCUCAGUUUUGUUGCGCGCCGUAGACAAAACUCCACAACAUCGAAUCCAAAAGAAAUACAACAAAAUAGUAAUGCAAAUAAAAUUCAAUUAAAUCAAGUGCAUAAUCAAAACACAGUGUAUGGAAAAAAUUGUUAUCAAAAUAUAAAAGUUAAUCAAAUCUCAAGCGAGAGCGAGCGAGAGCCGAAGGAAAGCUACAUCGAAGCACAAAUAACAAAAAAAAAAGAAAAGAAAAGCAAAGAAAAGAAAAAUACAAAAAGAAAAAGAAAAAUACACAUAAAAUAAAAAAGUCUCAAUUGCUCAAUUGCCAAAGAGUCGACGCCUUUUUGGGUACGCAUAGUAUUUGACGUCCUGCAUUGCAGGACAGUCCUUAAAGUUGUCAAAGUAAGUGCUUCAAAAUUUACUCGCCAACGACAUUUGACGCCUCAAGGGCGUUCAAGCUGGAGGAGGAUUUCGUCGGCGGCUGCAUGACAAUGUCGAUGUAUUCGACAACGGAUAAAAUGAAAAUGUCAGCGCCCAGUUGUUUUCCAGGACGCUACAGUCCAUCCUAUCGAAGUUCUGAGCAAAUGCGACGCUGCAUGCCAAAUCCAUCUAGUCGUUUAUUAGAAGAUGCUUCCCUAUUAUGCAAUUCGUGGUCAGCACGUCAGAAUGGUGAUAUUUUUGCGGGUAUCAACGACGGCAUACUCAGUAGAGCGGAAGCUCUCGCUGCCGUCGACAUUCAGAAGCACCAAGCCCAGCAUGUACAUAGCCAAAUGCCCUCCCAAAUCAAGCACGAUGUGAUGUACCAUCAUCACACAAUGAGUGGUCCCCCGCAACGUCCACUACAGAUGCACCAUUCAAUGGAUCAACUGGACAUGCUAGAUCCGACGGGCUCGAUGACAACGUUAGCGCCCAUCUCGGAAUCGCCAUUAACGCCCACACACCAACACCUGCACGGUUCCUAUCACAGUAUGAAUCACAUGAUGAGCCAUCACCAUCCGGGCACGUUAAGUGGCCACACGGCGGGUAAAUAUCAGUUCAACCAGCAGCAACCACAUCCCAACCACUGUGCUGAUUACCAAGCAUUUAAUGCAGGGCACCAUGGGCAUUCAGCGGUACAUCAUCCUGUCAUCACGGCGGCUGUCGCAGCCGCUGGCCUGCAUCCCGACACCGACACAGAUCCGCGAGAGCUGGAAGCGUUUGCGGAACGCUUCAAGCAGCGUCGCAUCAAGCUUGGUGUCACGCAAGCCGAUGUGGGCAAGGCCCUGGCCAAUCUCAAGUUACCUGGCGUCGGUGCACUGUCGCAGAGCACAAUCUGUAGAUUCGAGAGCCUGACGCUGUCGCACAACAACAUGAUCGCACUGAAGCCCAUUCUGCAGGCGUGGCUGGAGGAGGCCGAGGCGCAGGCGAAAAACAAACGACGGGAUCCCGAUGCGCCCAGCGUGCUGCCGGCGGGCGAAAAGAAAAGAAAAAGGACUUCCAUUGCGGCACCUGAAAAGCGUUCCCUGGAAGCCUAUUUCGCCGUCCAGCCGAGACCGUCGGGUGAGAAAAUCGCUGCCAUAGCCGAAAAGCUGGAUUUGAAGAAAAACGUGGUACGCGUCUGGUUCUGCAAUCAACGCCAAAAACAAAAACGUAUAGUUAGUAGUGUAACACCAUCAAUGACUGGACACGGUUCGGCGGGAUUCGGAUACUGAUAGUCAUUUAUGACGGCAGCGACAGCGACAGCAACAGAAGCAGCAGCAACAGCAGCAGCAGCGGUGGCAACAGCAACUACAACUAUAACAGCAGCAACAUCAUCAGCAGCAACAGCAACAGCAGCGGAAGCGAUAGCGACAGCGACAGCGACAGCAGCAACAUCUUCAGCAUCAUCUUCUUCUUCUUCUACUUCUUCUUCUUCCACUUCUUCUCUACCCAUUAUGGGCGACUAUUAUCUUUAGUGAUUCGAUUCGGAUUCGGAUUGGGAUUCGGAUUAGCAUUAGGAUUCGAUUCAAUUGGAUGAUGUUUGGCCGGCAACAACUACAACCACAAUAACAACAACAACAACCACAGCAACAACAUCAACAACAGCUACAACAAUCUCACUCUACUUCUCAUUUUACAGUCUGGGCAGCCCACAAACAUAACUACACUUACACACACACACACACACACACACACACACACACACACACACACACACAGACACUCGAAACACACACAUGAUAAAAGCUAUAACAAAAUCAUAUAAAAAAAAAAAUAAGCAAAAAAAACAAAAAAAAAAGAUAAAACAAAAAAAAAACAUGAAGAAGAACUACAAGAAUUUUUUAGGAACGAAUAAUGAAACAAUGGACCAACAUAUCAAAUGCAAUAAUUUAUUCAAUUGUAUAGGAGAAAAAGGUGGGUAACAAAAAUAAUAAAAUACACAUUAAUGCAAAUAUGCAAAAAUUACAAGUCAGCAGGAUAGAAUCCAAUGCAAUAUGAAUACACUACAUCGAUUGUAAUGCACUAAAGCUUUCACAUUAAACACUUGCAAUUUAUUCAUUUCGAGUCAGUGGACAGUGGGCAGUGAGCAGUGGGGGGCGUGAUGAAAAUUCGAAAACCAAGUUUAGCUGUAUAUAAGCUGUAAGUAAGAAAAAUUUCAUAGCUCUAGCUGUUCUAGUCCCUGAGAUUUAGCUGCUUGAACCAACGGACGGACAGACAGACAGACGAAUUUCGCAAUAAAUCCCUCGUUCUCUUUCGGGGAUCAAUUUUGAUCCUGUCGCUGAGGAUUUACUAGCAUUGAACUAUCUCUGAGCCUAACACUUAAGUUAUUUGUGUCCUUUGAUGUUGCCAUACUAAUCAUCAAUUUUGCAAUUCACUUUUUUUAUUUUUCAGAUUUUAAAAUUAAAAAAAAAACAUACGAAAAAAACACUUUAAAAUGACGAAUAAAACGAAUGGCACAAAAAGCCGAAUAGAUUCACAAACACAUUAACACACACACACACACACACACAGAGCCACAUCAACACCAACACAAACAGAGAGAAAAGCGACCAGAAAAACUCCAUGAAAUUGCUUCAAGUGAUCCGAUAAUAAGAAUUGCGCUCUUUAAAAAAAAAAGAAAAGAAACUAUAACUAAGCUAAACUGGGUAAACUAACUAAAUACACACACACACUCAAACACAAACAGAUACUUGAGAGUUAUAUUAGCCUCUGUAUAUGUAAAUAUAUUCUAGAGUUUGAUUCGAUUGUAAAUACCGCAGCGAUCUCUUAAAAAAAAACCCAAAAAAAAAACAACACUUAUAGCGAUGAACACGGUUUUUGGUAGCUUCAAAAGACAAAAGCAACAAUAACAACAAAUUGAAGAACAUCAGUAGAUGCAAUAGUUAAAAGUUUAGCUCAACCCUCCGCCUGAUCCAACUGAACCAGCUCCCGAACCAGAACCAGAACCAGAACCAGUAACCCGAACCGGAUCCAAUCCCAGCGGAACCUCACCCAGCAGGAAAUGUUUUGAUGCUUCCUUCAGUGCGUUAUAGUGCUUAGUUUUGUUUAUGUUUUGUAUCCAGUUAGCGACAUACUUAACCUUAGCACACAUACACAUACACAUCACACACACACACACACACACACUCAAGCAGGAGAACAACAAACAAGAACAACAACAAGCUAAAGCGAGUAAUUUUUUUUCCUAAUUAUAAGUAAACUAAUGCGAAAAAUGUUAGCAGCAACUGAGGAAAUUGCAACGAAUUUAAACUGUUGCCAAACUAAACUAACGAAAACAACAUAAAAAAUGCAAAUGCAAAUGCGAAUGCAACAAAAAACAAAAAAAAAAUAACGAAAA
Messenger RNA from Drosophila sulfurigaster albostrigata, 5483 nucleotides. It is a transcript of the gene acj6, whose product is annotated as inhibitory POU protein. Gene Ontology annotation, molecular function: DNA-binding transcription factor activity, RNA polymerase II-specific; RNA polymerase II cis-regulatory region sequence-specific DNA binding. The coding region runs from base 2173 to 3378 and encodes 401 amino acids. The record is from RefSeq and is a predicted model, not a curated record. The transcript has 7 exons. Gene Ontology annotation, biological process: regulation of transcription by RNA polymerase II. NCBI's taxonomy places the organism in Eukaryota, Metazoa, Arthropoda, Insecta, Diptera, Drosophilidae.